Molecule: messenger RNA, 2718 nt
Organism: Dictyostelium discoideum AX4
Lineage: Eukaryota; Evosea; Eumycetozoa; Dictyosteliales; Dictyosteliaceae
Gene: sun1
Product: SUN domain-containing protein 1
Exons: 2
Coding region: 1-2718 (905 amino acids)
Cellular component (GO): nuclear membrane; nuclear envelope
Source: RefSeq, a predicted model, not a curated record
AUGAGUGGAGAUUAUAAACCAAAUUAUCAAUCAUCACCAAGUAGAAAAAGGCUACCUUUGCAAAGCAAAGAUCAAGCAUCAAUUUAUAAAUAUCAAACACCAUCGACAUUAAAUUUGUAUAAUAACACAGUAAAUAAUAAUAGUAGUAAUAAUAGUAAUAAUCAUCUACUUCACAAUAGUAACCCAAAUUCAAGUUAUUUAUAUGACUCAUCAAAACAAUAUAGUAAUCAAAUAAAUAUUAGAAAUAAUAGUAAUAGUAAUAGUAAUACAAAUAACAUAACAAGUAAAAAAGCAUCAUCAUCCUAUAGUAUAAAUAAUAAGGUUGAUCAUAAUAGCCAUAAUAAUAAUGAUGAUGAUGAUAUUGAGGAUGAUGUAGAUAUUAAUUAUUCAACCAAUAAUGCAUCAUCAAACAUUUUACACAAUAGAUUUAGUAAUAGUAAUAAAGAUGAUAGUUAUAUAGACUAUUCAACCGAUGAAAACCCCAAAAUACUAAAACAGCCUCAACCAUUAUAUAAUCAUUUAAAUAAUCAAAUUCAGCAACAACAACAACAACAACAACAACAACAACAACAACAACAACAACAACAACAACAACAACAACAACAACAACAACAACAACAACAACAACAACAACAACAAAGAAAUAAUAAUAAUAAUAGUAAUAGUAGUAAUAAUAAUAAUACUUCUACAACAAUAAAAAGAAAUAAUCAACAAAUUGAUAAUAAUAGUAAUAAAAAUAUAAUAUCGAAAUUUAUAGGAGACCCAUGGAAAAACUUUUAUUAUGGUAGUAAUAAAAGUUUAUGGCCAUUCGAAAGAAAUAAUAAUAGUAAUAAUAGUAGUAAUAAUAAUAAUAAAGUUAAUUUUAAACAAGCUAUUUGGAUUUUCAUAUUUUCAGUAUUAUUCAUUGGUUGUUUAUUAGGUUUGUUUUCCACUAAUUUUUAUGGUAUUCAUAUUUAUUUUCCAUCUUUUUCAACAACAAAAACAAAUUCACCAUUUAAUUCAACCAAUAAUAAUAUUCAAUUUUCAAAUCUAAUUACAAAAGAACAAUUAUAUCCAAUAAUUGAUGAAUAUUUUAAAAAAAAUGAAAUUUUAAAAUCAUAUAAUAAAUUAUUUGAAAAGAUUGAAAAUGAUAUUAAAUAUUUAUCAGAGAGAGAACAAUAUAAAGAUAUUAUUAAUGAAAUUAAAGAAGAGCUUAAACUAGUUAAACUUAGUAAUAUGGAUGAAGAUAGAGUCAAUCAAUUAAUAUCAAAGAUGAUCAAUCAUUAUAAUAAUAAUGAGAAUAAUAAACAAGAGUUGAAGGAACUUUUAUCUAAAUCAAUUGAAGAAUUAACCAAAUUGAAAUCUGAUUCAAAAGAACAACUAAUUCAAAUUAGUACUGAAUCAAUGAACCAAUUAGGCCAACUCAAGAGUGAAUCAAUCAACCAAUUAGGCCAAGUCAAGAGUGAAUCAAUUGAUAAAUUCCAGUCUACAUUAAAAAGCUUGUCUAAAGAGGAGCAAAGUAAGAUUGAGAGAGAGUUUAAUCACCAAUUCAAUCAAUUGAAUAAAGAUGCCGAUCAAUUAUUAAGUCAACAUUCAUUAAAGAUUGAGAAAUUGAGAGAGGAGAUCAACGAGAAUCAGCAAUCAUCCCUCUUGAAAUUGACUCAGGAAUAUAAGCAAUUGGAAGAGAGAUUAAAAGAGUUUAGUAGCAAAUUACAACAAUCCAUCUCGUCAUCGUCAAUGGACCAAUUCGAAUCUUGGAAAUUGGUUUUCAUUAAAGAUAUCGAGGAAAGAAUUAACAAGGAAUCUAGCAAACUCACAAACCAAUACAUUCAAUUAACUCAACAAUUUACAAAGAUUCAAUCAUUCAUUAAAGAUAAUCCAUCAAUUGAUUCUCUAACAAAUACAAUCGAAUCGCUCGAAGGUAUUAAACUAUUGAUUGAAGACAUACUUGAGGUUUAUAGUGCUGAUAAAAUUGCAAAAGUUGAUUAUGCUUUAGGUUUAGCUGGUGCUUCUAUUGAAUAUAAUGCAUUACAUUAUAGAGUUAGUGAAACUUAUCCACCAAUUAAAGGAAGUGGUAGUGGUAGUGGUAGUGGUGGUGCCAAUGGUAAUAGUUUAGGUUUAUAUUAUUAUAAUUUAGCUACAAAUUGGAUAUUCCCACAACCAAAACCAAACCCACCUGAAACUAUAUUGGAUCCAAUGGUUAAUACUGGUUCAUGUUGGGGUUUCUAUACUGGUAAUGGCACCAUUGUAAUUAGGCUAGCAAAAAAGAUCGCAAUUACUGAGGUUACAAUGGAACAUAUUAGUUCAAAUAUCUCUCAUCAUAUUGAUUCUGCUCCAAAAGAAUUUCAAGUAUUUGGUCUUAUUAAUUCUUCUGAUAUAGGUCAAUCAUUAGGUGUAUUCACUUAUGAUACAACUAUCAAUAGACAUUUACAAACUUUUAAAGUUAAUAAAAUUCAAUCCACCACCACCACCACCACCAAUCAAGAUCAAAAUGAUGACGACAACAUUCAAGAAUUCUCACAUGUAGCACUUAGAAUCCUAUCAAAUCAUGGUUAUAGAUAUACUUGUAUCUAUAGAUUCAGAGUACAUGGUUAUCAAAUUCCUCAUCCAGAACAAGAACAAAUACAAAUUAUUCAAGAGGAACAAUCUUUUAAACAAGAAGAGAUUAAUCAACAACAAAUUGAACAAAUUGAACAAAUUGAACAAAUUGAAAAACAACAACAAUCUGAUGAAUUAUAA